This is a messenger RNA of Vigna radiata var. radiata (mung bean), 1150 nucleotides long. Its product is annotated as 2-hydroxyisoflavanone synthase-like. NCBI's taxonomy places the organism in Eukaryota, Viridiplantae, Streptophyta, Magnoliopsida, Fabales, Fabaceae. The transcript is spliced from 3 exons. Gene Ontology annotation, molecular function: iron ion binding; heme binding; oxidoreductase activity, acting on paired donors, with incorporation or reduction of molecular oxygen. Bases 1 to 975 code for a protein of 324 amino acids. The record is from RefSeq and is a predicted model, not a curated record.
AUGUUUAGGGAUGCCCGAAUUGCAGGGGAGCGCCCUUAUUGGAUGGGCGAAAUNAUUUGGAACUCUUUGCUUGCACAUUGGAAUUCAGUAGAGUUUCGCAAGAAGAGUGCUACAGCCCAGAGGAAUAGAGCGUCUGAAAAGGGUGGUGCCUUGCAUACUAGCGGGUCGAUCACAAUUCACGAGCAUGCCAUUCGUAUGCAGGAAGAAUUUUCUACAAGACUUUCACAAGUUAGAUCCGAACAUGGGUCAGCUCCUACACCGGAUGAUGCGAGUAAUGCAGAUGACGACAUCCGUAGCACACAAUGCUGGGUCGAUGUUGAUUUUUUCACAGCAGCUACUGACACAACUGCUUUAUCAGUAGAGUGGGCAAUAGCAGAAGUGUUGAACAAUCCAAAGGUGCUGCAGAAAGCUGAAGAGGAGGUGGAGAGAGUGACUGGAAACAAGAGAUUAGUGUGUGAAACAGACAGUGAAAAGCUUCCUUAUAUCCAUGGCAUCAUAAAAGAAACAAUGAGGCUUCAUCCACCAAUACCAAUGCUUAUGAGAAGGGGAAUCAAAGACUGUGUGGUUAAUGGAAACAUGAUUCCAAAGGGUUCAAUAGUUUGCCUAAACAUUUGGGCUAUGGGAAGGGAUCCAAGUAUCUGGGAGAACCCUUUGGAGUUUAAACCAGAAAGGUUUGUAGAAGGUGAAGGGAAAGAUAUUGAUCUGAAAGGGCACCAUUUUGAGUUGUUGCCAUUUGGCAGUGGAAGAAGAGGGUGUCCUGGUAUGCCUUUGGCCAUGCGUGAAUUGCCUACAAUCAUUGGAACACUGGUGCAGUGUUUUCAGUGGAAGAUUUUUGGUUCUCAAGGUGAAAUCUUGGAGCAUGGAAGAGGCAAAAUCAACAUGGAUGAACGACCAGGCUUGACUGCUCCAAGGGCUAAUGAUCUUAUAUGCAUCCCUGUUGCACGAUUAGAUCCUACUCCUUUUCUUCAACUCUAGUUAACUAUCCAUGGAAAUUCUCACACUAUAUACAUACAUGCAUGACAGUUUGUAUUUCUUCUUUCUGCGUCUGAUACUGAUACUGUAGUGUGUAUGUAUUUUGCAGUGUAAUUUACGUGAGAUUAUUAUGCUCAUGACCAUGCAAUAUGUAAUAUUUUCAUACAAUAAAGACGAA